AUGUUCGUCAUUUACAAAGAGACAUCUCAACUAUUGAUAUGCCCAGUAAUUAGAACGAAUAUAAAAUUACUCAGUUCAUUGUCAAGUACAUCAUUAUCAACAUUAGCAGCGCAACAUUGUCGCUGCUAUUCUUAUUUAUCUUCACCGCCUUAUUCGGUGCUGAUUUGUUCAGCUGCCAACACCCUUUUCCGGCUCAUAGAGGCUUUUGUCGGUCAAGUCGAAGAAUUGCAAAAAAACUGUUUGCAUAAAAUUAUGAGCACACGCCAAUCGAAUCAAGAAAACUCAUCAAUUUUCGACAGUAACCGAUCGCGCCGCCAACAACCAACACCUUCAAAUAUACCUUCGAAUCAACAACAAGAACCAUUGAACUCUUCUCCAUCUCAUAGUGAUCAAGCCUCAAAAGCCUGUUGUUUUUGCUGGUGUUGCUGUUGUUCCUGUUCGUGACGUGGGUCUCUUCGUCAUCACAUAUUGACAGUCAGCACCACUACACACUGA
Messenger RNA from Adineta ricciae, 495 nucleotides. The record is from the annotation of a GenBank genome assembly. Lineage: Eukaryota; Metazoa; Rotifera; Eurotatoria; Adinetida; Adinetidae.